Pogoniulus pusillus (Red-fronted tinkerbird) is the source of this 2774-nucleotide messenger RNA. It is a transcript of the gene BCL10, whose product is annotated as BCL10 immune signaling adaptor. The coding region runs from base 68 to 802 and encodes 244 amino acids. The transcript is spliced from 3 exons. Gene Ontology annotation, biological process: positive regulation of extrinsic apoptotic signaling pathway; adaptive immune response; apoptotic process. The record is from RefSeq and is a predicted model, not a curated record. Gene Ontology annotation, cellular component: cytosol; CBM complex. Gene Ontology annotation, molecular function: transcription coactivator activity; protein kinase B binding; kinase activator activity. NCBI's taxonomy places the organism in Eukaryota, Metazoa, Chordata, Aves, Piciformes, Lybiidae.
CCGGGCCGGAAGUGCUGCUCUGAGCGGUUCUCGGAAAGGCGGCGGCGCUGGCGGAGCUGCUUCCGCCAUGGAGAGCCCGGGCUCGGGCUCGUGGGCUGUAGGGCGGCUGCUAACGGAGGACGAGAUGGCCGAAGUGAAGAAGGAUGCUUUAGAAAGGAUGCGUCCUUACCUAUGUGAUAAAAUCAUAGCUGAGAGACACUUUGAUUACCUACGUUCAAAGAAAAUACUCACUAGAGAGGACACAGAAGAAAUUUCAUCUCGAUCUUCCAGCAGGAAAAAAACUGGAAAGUUACUGGACUACUUAGCAGAAAACCCAAAGGGACUAGAUGCUUUGAUUGAAUCUAUCAGACGAGAAAGAACACAAAACUUCCUCUUAGAAAAGAUAACUGAUGUAGUGUUGAAAGUCAAGAAUGAAAAACUUGAAGCUAUCAAAAGUCUAAGCUGCAGCACCUGUAUGACUUCACUCUAUGGAGGAACAAAUAAUCUUUCUAGGUCAUAUUCUGAUGAAUCUAAUAUUUUUGAUAAAAAAAAAGACAAAGAAUCUACCCAGAUACAUCAUCCAGAAGAAGAUUAUAGCACCGCUGCCUUUGUGUCUGCUGUCUCUCUUCAUUCAGUGAAUUUGUCAGUAGCAGAGAUGAGAAAUGCAGAGAGUGCUGUUUUUUCAGCCACACUUCCAGGGCCUGGAGAGCCUGGUGCUCCCCCUCUCCCGCCAGAGCUCCAGUCAGAGCAGCAAGAGCCAUGUACAAGCUCAAGUGACAAUAUCUUUUUGCCUUUAAGAUCACGUUCUCUUCAACCACAGUGAACAUAGUGACUUUGGUCUGUUCUUCAAAAUGGUACUGAAACUUUGUGUGAUGUAAAAAAGGUUAAAAAAAGUUUUCACGCUUCUAACCAGCAAAAUCAGUCAGAGGAAACAAUCUGUGCUAUUUAUUGUUUUUAAGGAGUAACUGUUUUUGUAACUAGGUGACUCUCGAGCUGCCUGAUUUUAUGUUCUUUGAAAGAAGUAUUUUCAAAAGGCCAUGGCAUUAUUCCACCACAGAUUUAUUUUUUAAACCAACUUAUUUAAUAUUUCAUGUUUAGUUGCAGAUACUUAAGCUGCAGAUACGCAAAAUAUGUGUCAUUUUGUAGUUUUGUUUCUUCCUACAGGAACUAACCCAUCUACUUUUCUUAAUGUUUUUGUGAUGAGUGAAUUGGGAAAAAUUAGGAAAAGUUAGAAAAAAUUAGGAAAAGUAUUGAAAAAUAACUGUCCAAACCAAAAGCUUAUUACCAGGAAUCUAAUUUACAAAAUUAGAUGUGUCUCAUUAGGACAGAUAACACCCUCUAUGUAUGCAUGUGCAGCUCCAUUUAAAAACAAAUAAAUAAAUUCCAAAUCUGGCCAAAUCAGUAGCUAUGCAUAUUUGUAAGAAAUCUCUCAAAUGUCUGAACUUUUUCCUACUAGCAAAUCAUAAGGGGUUUCAGUAUCACAGUGAUUUGAGUUAGUAAAUACACUUCCAUGAGACUUAGUACAUUAUUCUCGUAUAUUUCUGAUUUGAGAUGCACUUUAAAUUCUUAUUAGUACUGGAGAAGGAAUGUAAAGUGCUGUAACAGCAUCAUGUGGGCUGCAAGAAAAUGUUACUGUAUAAUGCUAUUAAGGAGCAAAGCUUGUGUGUUUUGUCCCAGUCUGCAAGUAGAGGAGGAGUACUGUAGCAAGACAGUAUCCAUACCUGAAAGACUCAGAAACGUUGCACUUCAGAUACCUAUUCUUUACAUUUCAAGUUGUCUAGAACCAAAGGCAUUUUAAACUAUUUCAACAUGGGGAAAGUUCUCAUUUUUUGACACAAUGUAACAUGCUGUAGUCCUCUCACACUCUACUCUUAAGUUGUUACCUACUUUUUAUGAAGUUGGCCUAUGAUCACUAUAAAAUUACUACACAAAGAAACUCUUACUUGGAAAUGUGUACAGUUGUGUUCUGCAGUACUAUAAAGUCACGAGGUGUUUUCAGUAUAUCAAAGAGUAGGUUCAUAUUUAAGGCUUUAAAUUAUUUUGGCUCUGACAGUGCUAUAGCCAUGUAAUUCCAUUUAAAUUCAAACCCAGGUACUAUUCAUAAACUGUUCUCCUAUUGUGGAAACAGGCCAUCUUUGGGACCUCAAUAUAUUUCAUGUUUACUAUGAUUUUCAAACUAGGUUAAGAUAAACUGCAAUGUCCAAUUACACUUCAUGUUUAGAAUGUGAUCAGCUUACAUUUGGUAAAGCUGUGGAGUUCUGUUUAGUGUUUAUACAAAGCCUUGUUUUUAUUGUAUCCUUCUAAAGUCCUACACUGUCAGGAUAGUGAAAAUGCUUUUCUGUAAAACUGCUUGGUUCAGAAGGUACUCUGUAAGAUAAGUGCCUAAGUAUGCAAGCAAGAUUUUGCUCUUUAACGUGAAAUUAAGGGUAGGCUUAACUCCUUCUCUUCCAUUAACUUGAGCUGCACAUUUUCAGGAUGAAUAAACAUCAAUUUAUCUAAAUACCCACUGCAACCACUUAAAAGAGUUGUGCUUCAGAUUGGCUCCCUUCUUGGAUUCUUGGAGGAGACUGAGCAAGCUUAACUGACUAGGAGCAGCAAGCUCAGGUUGAAGACUGCCUUGCAGACUGAACACAAGAGAUGGGAAGACUACCUGUGCUGGGAUCAUUCCUGCAGUGGAGCAGAUGCACCUGAGAUUUUACUUGAAUGUAUUAGCUCACCAAAUGUUUAUAACGUGCAUUUUUUACAAAUCUGAAAUAUUUUUGUCACAUUUUGGAAUAAAUUCUUUUGUAUAAUUG